CAAACUUUUGCCGCCACCCUGACCUCAACGGACGGGAAGAAGAGAAGGGCCUUCAACGCCUUCUCCUGGCUACGAUUUCUAUGCGUCUCCUCUAUGUUUUUCUUCCAAAAGAAGUGCGUAACAGAUUGUGUUCUUUCUUCACGAAAUCACGAACUUGUUAGCGGCGAUCUCACCCUACAAUGGCCGGCUGCCGGCAGAACUACAGAGUUCAGAAGAGCGAUUCUUCUACUUCAGGAAAUUUAGGUAUCGGUGUCUGCAUGAUCAACAAUUCAUGGAGAGAUGAGCAGCGUCCAGACUUUAUACAAUUUGUUUCUUCCUUUCUGAGAGCGAAUGCUUAUCGGCUCAAUUUCCUGCCAAUUGCUCCCGUAAUUUUCCCUCAAGAUAUAUUUUACUUUCAUGCCACACUAGUUCCAUGUAUUAAGUUCCCUGAGCAUGAGGUACAGGACUUUAUUUUCAACAAUGGUGGACUGUCCGUCGCAUUCAUCUUUAUUACAAAUUGGAACCCUCAGAAUAUCCCAGCAAUAUUUGGCAGAAUUACAAAGUUGAAAAACCAGUUUGGCCACUUCUAUGCUGUUGCGACUAUUUGUUCUGCAGAGCAGAACGAGUCAUUCAUUAAUUCAUAUUUCAAAUAUGGCAUAGAGAUUGGCAAACCCACAUUUAUCAUAGUAGACAAUCCAGAAAUGGGAUUUGAAAAGAUUGUGAAGAUUGCAUAUGUAAAAGGAGAAUGUAAGAGAAAAGAUGUAAUCUCCAAGUUGAAGACUGAGCGUGAGCUUUCAGUGCAGGUUAUGGAAGCUUAUGUCAAUGUAAUCACUGCCAUACCUGGACUUGACAACCAUGAUGCCAGUGCGCUUAUUGGUUCCAUUGGUUCCAUCGAAGCAUUGUCUAAAGCAUCCAAGGAGUUCAUAAUGGAGAACACUGAUCUUUCAGCUGAGAAAGCAGAACUAAUUGAGAAAUUCUUUAAAGAUCCCAAGUAUUAUCUGUCUCCAAAAUUUAACUAGUGCUAUGCUGUUUCCACAAGAUGUGGGAUAUCCAAUUGUUUCAAGAGACCUUCAUGAAAAUGGAUAAGCAGACAUUAAGCCAUCUCUUGGUUGUUGCACAGCUAUUUUUAUGUGCUUCCAACUAACCUUGUCAACUCUCAACAUGUACCUGCCCCUUUCAGAGCAGCCCCAGGUGGAGAUGCUGCUGCAAAACAUACAUGAUCUGGUGAACCGUUACAUUCAAGAUUUCUUUGUGGAUGCCAUCAAAUAAUUCAGGACCUUCAGACUUGGUAAGACUGCUGACGCUGAACUCCGGAAUGGGGAAACUAUGUCCUUCAGUUCUUAAGCGAAGUUGCAGCAAUCAAAGUUGCUGAUUUGACGUACUCGGGAAAUGAUGAUCUUUUACUGCUACGUGCCUGCAUAUUUG
Nymphaea colorata (pocket water lily) is the source of this 1404-nucleotide messenger RNA. Its product is annotated as protein PARTING DANCERS homolog. NCBI's taxonomy places the organism in Eukaryota, Viridiplantae, Streptophyta, Magnoliopsida, Nymphaeales, Nymphaeaceae. Gene Ontology annotation, biological process: resolution of meiotic recombination intermediates. The record is from RefSeq and is a predicted model, not a curated record. The coding region runs from base 180 to 998 and encodes 272 amino acids. The transcript has 8 exons.